AUGGCCUCAGAUCAGGCCAUUUCGUCGGCGCCAAAGCCUCUGGCGACGAUGACCAAGCUGUCGCCAUUCGUCGCCAUCUACGAGCCGGCCAAGGGAGUGGCCAGCUCGGCGACUUCCGGCGACCCCAGACUGAUCCUAGUUGCCAGCUGGAUGGAUGCACGGGACCUGCACAUCGCAAAGUAUAUCACUCGGUACCAGGCACUAUACCCAACGUCAAAUAUCCUGCUCAUCAAGUUCAACCUCAAGCACAUUGUCUGGCAGUCAGAAUGUAUCAAAGCCAUCCAACCCGCCGUCUCGUAUCUGCGGUCGCAGGUCGACUCUGGCUAUCUCUCGGAGUCCCCUGCACAGCCUGAGAUGCUGGUUCACAUAUUUUCGAAUGGAGGCGUGGCGAGUACCAAGGCCCUCUUCGAAGACUAUGAAAAGAAGACGGGAGCUGUGUUUCCGUUACAUACCACCGUCUAUGACUCCUGCCCAGGACUCUACUCCUACUGGGGUGCCUACAACGCCUCGAUGGCCGGCGUGCCGAAGGGAAUCUGGCGGUGGAUCAUGGCGCCCGUCAUCCACGCGCUGGACAUGUACCUAUGGCUCAUGGCGGUAGCGCUCAAGCGUCCGUACAACCUUAUCAUCAAUGCGAACUGGCACAACAACCCGGCAAAGACGCGGCAGACCAACCGCGCCUACAUAUACGGGAAGGCGGACGACAUGGUCGAGUGGCGGCACGUGGAGCUGCACGCGGACCAGGCGGCGGCCAAUGGCUAUGUCGUGCGGAAGGAAUCGUUCGAGGACGGGACCCAUGUUGCCCACGUGAGAGCCGACGAGGGUCGAUAUUGGAGGAUUGUGAGGGAGACGUGGGAGAUGGCUACCACUGGCGCAUUGAAGAACUAG
Messenger RNA from Neoarthrinium moseri, 885 nucleotides. RefSeq lists its product as uncharacterized. The record is from RefSeq and is a predicted model, not a curated record. Lineage: Eukaryota; Fungi; Ascomycota; Sordariomycetes; Amphisphaeriales; Apiosporaceae. The coding region runs from base 1 to 885 and encodes 294 amino acids. The transcript has a single exon.